UUUUCCACAGGUUAUUGAGAUGUUCUCAGUGAAAUGAAGACCUCUUAAGGCAGAUGUUGUCUGUCCUGAAGUCUGGACAUAAUUAUUGUUUUUGUUUAAAAGCCUGAACGCUUCACUGUGCUCACAUUGGGACAGUAAGCUAACCAGCUAGUGCACUAAAGAUAGCAAGCUACUGUUAGCUGCUUCACAUCCUUUCACAGUAAUCUGUGCUAUCUGAGGAUCACACACACACACACACAGACACAGACACAGACACACACACACACACACACACACACACACACACACACACACAGACACAGCUAGGACAAAUUCGGGCCACAUCUUUGAAGCUAAGGAACCAUGACGACGGCUCGCUAUAGGCCCACCUGGGACCUGGCUCUGGACCCGCUGGUGUCCUGUAAGCUGUGUCUAGGAGAGUUCCCCCUGGAGCAGAUGACCACCAUCACACAGUGUCAGUGUGUGUUCUGCACGCUGUGCCUGAAGCAAUAUGUAGAGCUUCUCAUUAAGGAGGGCCUUGAAACUGCUAUCAGCUGUCCAGAUUCUGCCUGUCCAAAACGAGGACAUUUACAAGAAAAUGAGAUUGAGUGCAUGGUGGCGUCAGAGAUAAUGCAGAGAUACAGGAAGCUGCAGUUUGAAAAAGAGGUGCUCUUGGACCCGUGCCGGACAUGGUGCCCGUCAUCAUCGUGCCAGGCCGUGUGCCAGCUGAAGGAGGCGGACUCCUCUCGACCGCAGCUGGUACGCUGCGGUAACUGCACGCUGGAAUUCUGCUCAGCCUGCAAGGCCAGUUGGCACCCAGGCCAGGAGUGUCAGGAGAACCCACCUAUUACUGCCUUUCUUCCUGGAGAGAGCAGUUCUUUCUUUAAGAACGACGACGACGAUGCUCCGAUCAAGCGCUGUCCCAAAUGUAAGGUCUACAUCGAACGAGACGAAGGUUGUGCCCAGAUGAUGUGCAAGAACUGCAAGCAUGCAUUCUGCUGGUACUGCCUGGAGUCUCUAGAUGACGACUUCCUCCUGAUCCAUUACGAUAAAGGACCCUGCCGCAACAAGCUGGGCCACUCCAGAGCCUCUGUGAUUUGGCACAGAACACAGGUCAUCGGUAUCUUUGCUGGUUUCGGCCUGCUCUUGCUGGUAGCCUCUCCAUUCCUGCUUCUGGCCACACCGUUCGUGCUGUGCUGCAAGUGUAAGUGCAGCAAAGGAGACGAUGACCCCUUACCAACUUAACGGACGCCAUGGCUGCCAUCUCCUUUUGUUUUCUUUUUUUCCUCUCCCCCCACACACUCCGGCUUGGAGCUCUUGGAGUGCAUUUGAAGCCGCACUGCGACCCAUCUCACGCCACAACUUGGCUCGGUUCCAGGAGACUGGUAGCAGAUAGCGGGCAUGAUGGCACCAGGCAAUACCUUACACAUGUGCUGCAUGUAACACAGUACAUGGGAGCGGUGGGGUUGCCAGUCGUGCACUCUCGGGGUGUUCUGGUUCUUAGGGGACGUGACUUGUUUAAUUCGAUGCCUGUUGUUCUAGCUGGGGGAUUUGGGAUUAUAGUGGAUCUGCUUGUGGAGAGCUCAUUAAUGAAAUACAUACACACACUGCGCUACAUGUAGCUCUGUGUGUAUUGUAGCACUUGGGUCACUCAUCACUUUACCGGGUUUCUCACUCUAACUUGGACACACAAGGGGCUCGUUGGUCACUUUACAGUCUGCUGUCUGAGUAGGGACUUUUAAUUAAAUGUACAGCAUGGUGUUUACUUUUAUUUUUUUAUUUCUUUUUUUUAUCACAUUGUCAUGUUUUCUUCUUGUUCUUAAUGCAACGGUAAGCUCACCAAACUUUCACUUCAGCAUUGCUGCUAUUAAUAUUAGCAGGAGGCAUACCAUGACCUAACUUCAUGCUAGCUGCCUUUUAUUUUAUUUUAAUUUUAUUUUUCCUCCGUCUCAUCGGAACAGUUUAGGUUUUCCUACAGCAUGCGAAUUUCUUCACAAAGCACUUUACCAAAUCUACUGAAACGUUAAUAAAACAGCCCAAAUUCCAAGCACCAAAAACAUUUCCAAAUCAAAGAAGUUUAAACCACAAUCUGGCCCACUUUUAAACAGAUCCCUUUAAAAGAGCAGCACAACCAGUGCCACAUGCAUGUGCAUUUCGUUCUUGUGACUUGAAACAGGGAAAAAAAAAAAACAGUACAGUCACUGUCAUUGUGGCAUUGAUUCUAAACUCAAGACUGUUUAGAUUUGUAACUUCCUAAUUGAAGUCUAGCACUCUAUCUAUGCAAGUUUGGAAAACCUGGAGCUGUGGGUUGUACCGUCUGUUUGUCCUGCAGGUGAAACAGCGCCUCCAACAGGACACCAGGACGUGUUGCAGACGUAAAUGUUACACAUGAACGCCGGGGUCACCUUCUUAUUAAACAUUUCAGAAGCCUGUAACUAUUAGAAACUGAUUAUAAUUUAAAUAAAUAAUUUGUUAUGAUAUGCACUUACAGGGGGCCUGUAGUCAAUGUAGUCAUGCUCUUAUUCCAUAUCAUUUAUUAAGAAGAAAAAAAAAAGCUGAAUUCAUCUUGUCGAGCAGAAGAGAAUGUGUUAAUGUAGCUGGACAGUAUGUAGUUCACUAGAACUGUGGAAAUCUUUUCCUGUGUUCAUCAAGUAAAGGUGCAUUAUUAGGAGAAUAAUAUAUCUAAGCAUUUGUUUGUUUUUGCACGACUUUUCAGUAGUAAAUCUUUUUCACAUUGUUCACUAGUUAAUGUCGUUCUUCAGUAGCGAUCAGCUUUGAGACAGUUUUAGCCUUAAGUUCUGAGUACCUCACUAAAUCCCUCACUCUUGUAGCUUUGUUUCCUGUCAUUUAUUCUCAGGUCUACCUGAAUGAAGCGGUUUGUUACAGAGUUGUUUAUUUGUUAUGUACAUAUGUCACCCCGGGUGACAUUCGUGCCAAGCAGCUUUAGAAAGCGGGAGACGUUCUUGACACGCAAAUAUGUGCUUGUGUAUUUUGGCCCUUUGUUCUAUGGUCUAAAUUUUUCAUGUGGCUGACUCAUCUUUGAAACAUGUCUUUGUUUUAUUGUUAUGGAUUUGCACACACACUCACACACACACACACACACACACACACACACAAACUGUAAAAAGAUGACAGUCCUAGCAACUGAAAUUUUUUUUGAAUAUAGUCAGAUUAUUAUUUUCCUCAUAAAAGAUUAGUCAGCAAAUGAUAUGAAUAUUAAAUAGGUUUCUAGACAAUUUUACUUAUUUCAGACUUGCUGUAGUCUUGAGUGACUGGCGGAUAAUUCGUCAAAUCGGAAGCAUUUAUUUCUAAAAGCUAUAAAUACAUAGAAGCAUCUGAAAACAGGCAGAACAAUGAAUUUAUAAUAAUCUCACUAUAAGAAAUGUAACUUACAUCUUCCCAUAUUCCCAGAUGGUCACUUGCUAAGAUGUCUCUUUUGCAGUACUUUUUUUUUCUUAUAACCUUAUACACUUCAGGGAUUUUAUGAGUUCACUGAAUACACUGAGUAACGUUAGACUAAUGACGAUAUUUAGUUGAUUAAAUCUUCAUCUUUCUUCAUCAUCACUUUAAUACCUAUUCCAGUUGCCAGUUUUCCCUCACAGGCAACAACUAUGGCUCUUGCACAGAUAUAUACAUGUAUAUUAUUUGUUCAGCAAUGUGACGUUUCUCUCGGAGAGUGUUUCUUUUGUACAGUUUUACAGUUAUGGUUCACUUUUUACUGCAUGCCUAUCUCUCUUUUUGUAGCUCCAGUUUGUUUGUGAGAUUUUUGUGUCUGUAACUCAGCUUUGUCUAUUCCAGACAUUUUUACACCUGUACACUUGCUUUCUAAAGAGAGAAUGUAUGACCAUUGUUAUGUAAUUUGGGGGUCUUUGGCAGUGUUGUAACCUUGCUCCAGAAACUGCUAUUAGAUGACCUUUCUUUAAUGUGUAACUUUGUUUGAUUUUAAUACAUAGAAAUUAAAUAUUAAAUGUAUUUUCUGAAUAUCAUAGAAAAAAAUAAUGCACACUCCCUUUUCAGUGGAUGGUAAAAACCUGUACAUUUGCAUGUGUGUAAAGUACUACAUAAAAGAAAUUAUAGUUUCUUCCAUAAAAAAAGUGUAUUUUUUAUUCUCUGUGCCAUCAAGACUGAAAUUAUCCACAGAUGUCAUUUUUGUACAUCCAUUUAUUGGUAUGUUAUCAGGUAAAACUAUAAUAUACACUGAUCAUAACAGUUAAAGCACUUGGCUAAUAUUGUGUAGUUUCUUAGAAGUUGGCAGCAGAUCAUUAGUUUUGAGUGGAAGUCUUCAUGGAUCAGACGUUUAUCCAGCACAUCCCACAGAUGCUCGAUUGGAUUGAGAUCUGUGGAACUUGGUGGCCAUAUCGUCUUUGUCAUGUUCCUCUAACCAUUACUGAACAAUUGUUGUAGUAUGGCGGGACACAUUAUCCUGCUGAAAGACUCACUUCAUGAAGGGGUGCACUUGGUUUGUAGUAAUGUUUAGGUAGGUGGUAUGGGUCAAAUUACUUUCACGUGAAUGCUAGGAUGCAAGUUAAGUCACUUAAAUGAGCUCGUUGUGUCUUAUGUACACUGGUUGUCCUUGUGUGUGCCACUUUUGGUAGAUACUAAUUACUGCAUAUUAGGGACACCCCAUACGACCUGCUGUGUAUGGUCCAU
This is a messenger RNA of Tachysurus vachellii, 4629 nucleotides long. RefSeq names its product ring finger protein 144aa (gene rnf144aa). Gene Ontology annotation, molecular function: ubiquitin conjugating enzyme binding; ubiquitin protein ligase activity; zinc ion binding. The coding region runs from base 343 to 1224 and encodes 293 amino acids. Gene Ontology annotation, biological process: positive regulation of proteasomal ubiquitin-dependent protein catabolic process; protein polyubiquitination; ubiquitin-dependent protein catabolic process. NCBI's taxonomy places the organism in Eukaryota, Metazoa, Chordata, Actinopteri, Siluriformes, Bagridae. Gene Ontology annotation, cellular component: ubiquitin ligase complex; cytoplasm; Golgi apparatus. The record is from RefSeq and is a predicted model, not a curated record. The transcript has 8 exons.